Messenger RNA from Tuber aestivum (summer truffle), 3201 nucleotides. The record is from the annotation of a GenBank genome assembly. NCBI's taxonomy places the organism in Eukaryota, Fungi, Ascomycota, Pezizomycetes, Pezizales, Tuberaceae.
AAUCAACAUGUCAGAGAACACGAGGGAGGUUAGCUCUCCAAAUGCGCCGCCUCUCGAGUUUCUGCUAUUGCAGCGAAUUCCCACUUCCGCGUCAAACAAACGACACAAGCCACCCCCACUCACGGGCGAAACACCAAUCGCAAAGAUGUUCGCUCCUCUAGACGCUCCGCAAAGAUUGCCUCUCACCGGUCGUGUCAUUUCUGCUACGUGCUUUUUACCCUACACACUUGGCUAUCGCCACGACGGACGGUGGGAGAUCAGCAAUAGAAGAGGCUCUUCUGCUCUCUAUGACUCUCUCAGGAGGCUCGGCGAUGGCGGUUGGGAGAGGGUGCUCGUUGGCUGGACCGGAGAGGUUCAGGAACUCGAGGGGCAUACAAAUGCGGAGAUUGGUAGUGGCUCGGGGUCUGGAAGGAUGAUUGAAGCCCCAGGCUUGAAGAAGGCCAAGAGCUAUCAUGUUCCUCCGCCUAUCCCUGUAAUCGAUGAUGGCACGAAUAGGAUGACCAUGAAGGGAGCAUACGGGAAGAAGGAGGAAGAUGACACGAUCAGGAUUAGUAUAGAGGAUAAGGCAGUCGCCGAGACCGCGCUUGCAGGGAAGGGCAAGGAGGAUGGGUGGGGUGAUAUCAAGCCUGUCUGGUUGGGCGAUGACGAGAAGGGGAUGCCCAUUGGUGGGGCUGGUCGGUGGAGAGACUAUGCUGAGAGAGGUAUUUUGUCUUUAGGUGGAUAUUGAAAAUAACAUGGAUACUAACUUCAAAGUAGUUAUUUGGCCAUUGUUCCACUACAUACUCCCUCAGCACGUUUCAUCGAAGGAGGAGGCUGCUUUGGAAGAGAGGGCUUGGUGGCGCGACUACCGUCUAUUCAGCGAUGCCUUUGCGGAUGCAAUCAUCAAAGUUUACAGAGAGGGAGACAUUAUUUGGAUUCACGACUACCACUUACUCAUUCUCCCGGAACUUCUACGUCAACGCCUUGGCAAAGACAUUUAUAUUGGAUUAUUUGUCCACGCUCCUUGGCCGACGAGUGAGAUCUUCCGCGUCCUCCCAAGGAGAAAGCCAAUUCUCGCUGGAAUGCUUGCUUCAAACAUGGUCGCCUUUCAGUCCGAAACUUAUAAGCUGCAUUUUAUCAUGUGCUGUAAGAAGCUAUUAAAUUUGACGGAGAGCUCGAGCAGAGAAGGGUGGGCUACAGGAGUCAAUGCAUUCGGUGCGCAUUGUGCAGUGGAGGCCUUGCCGAUUGGAAUCGAUGCGGAGAAGGUUCUCAGAUUAGCGAAGGGGCCCAAAGUCGCGGCGAAGAUGGAGACUAUCAAAAAGGCAUAUGAGGGUCUCCACAUUAUUGUUGGCAGGGAUAGGCUCGAUAGUGUCAGGGGAGUGGUGCACAAACUGAGGGCUUUCGAAAUGUUCCUCGAGAGGUAUCCGGAAUUCAUUGGCCAGGUAGAGUCACAUUCCCACCGGUAGGAAGUCAGUCGGGAAAUAACAUCUGAUGUUUGGUCAAAGGUUGUAUUGAUACAAGUAACUUCCCCGUCAUCGCUCUCCCAAUCCUCCACCAUCGAGCAUCAAGUUGCCGAACUUGUUUCCCAGAUCAACGGGAAGUAUGGGUCUCUGCAUUAUUCACCAGUGCACCACUACACACAAUACCUCGAACCGGAUGAGUACUUUGCACUCCUGCGCGUCGCCAAUCUGGGAUUGAUUACUUCCGUUCGCGAUGGGAUGAAUACCACCUCGUUGGAGUACGUCAUCUGUCAGCAGGAUACGCAUGGACCUGUGAUCCUAUCGGAGUUCACGGGAACUGCCGAGAGCCUGACUGAUGCAGUCAUUGUAAACCCGACCAACACCAGGGGUGUGGCAGACGCAAUAGCAACCUGUCUCGCGUUAACCCCCGCAGAGAAGAGCAAGCUUCAAAGCAAACUCUAUGAAUACGUGAUCACAAACACCGUACAAUCGUGGAAUAGCGCCUUCCUCAGAAAACUCACCAUGGAGCUCGCCUACAACCAGAAUCACCCGCUCACACCAGCCCUCGACAGAAAGAGGUUAUACACAAUGUACAAUGAGACGGAGAAGGAUUUAAAGACUGGAGAAAUCGGCGAGCGGAUCUUCAUGUUCGACUACGACGGCACGUUGACCCCCAUCGUUAGCGAUCCGGACCAAGCCACACCCUCUGACAAAGCCAUCAGGUGCAUCAAGAAGCUGGCGCAGCAAGAAGGGAACAGGGUCUGGAUAAUCUCCGGCCGCGACCAAGCGUUCCUGGAAAAGUGGCUCGGUCACAUUGGCGAAUUGGGUCUCAGCGCCGAACACGGCUGCUUCAUACGCGAACCAGGUUCCGACAAAUGGAUCAACCUAGCAGAGACAAUGGACAUGUCGUGGAAGGUUUUGUGUAUUGACAUAUUCAAGCGGUAUACCGAACGCACCCCCGGUACGCCCCCCUCCCCCCCGGUUUAUUGAGGAGGGAGAAAACUAACUGGAGUGAACAUAGGAUCCUUUGUCGAGCCAAAAAACGUAGCAGUAACCUGGCACUACCGUCGCUCUGACCAACAAUUAGGCGAAUUCCAAGCAAAAGAGUGUAUGACAGAAUUAGAAUCCGUGAUGAAAGAGCGAGGCUACGCUGUUGAAGUGAUGACCGGCAAAGCAAACCUGGAAGUCCGCCCGCGCUUCGUCAACAAGGGCGAGAUAGCUAGGAGGUUGGUGGCCGAAGCAAAGAGCAUGCCCUCCAUGGUAUUUUGUACAGGUGACGAUACUACUGAUGAAGGUAUGGUUCGCUUCCGCUAUUCUCGAAAGUGGGAGAGGGUGGGGAGAGCUAAUGGCUGCGGGGAGAGUGUUAGAUAUGUUUCGCGCACUCCAGAAAUCAAACCUGGCUAAAGAGAGAUUAUUCACUGUAACUGUCGGCCCGUCGUCGAAGCCGACCGAGGCCAAUUACCAUCUACUCGAGCCCGAGAACGUGAUUGAGUGUGUGGAGUUGCUGGUUGGGACUGUGAAGCCGAUGGAAUUGGGGAUUAUUGCCUAAGGGCUUGGGAAUAGUGUAGGAUACCAUGGUGCUCUGGGGAAGGAUAUCAUUCCCUUCCCUCUUUUGCCUAGCGUUUUUAUUUUUAAUGGGGAUAUCUUAGAAUUGCGGGCUUGGGGGACGAUUUGUCAAAAGAAGGGUACUGGCGGUAGCUAUACAGUAGCUGUGGUGGCUGGUUAUAUAUACUAGUAUAUACAAUCACCAAUUUCCCAGUCU